Acanthopagrus latus (yellowfin seabream) is the source of this 10188-nucleotide messenger RNA. It is a transcript of the gene ranbp2, whose product is annotated as RAN binding protein 2. Gene Ontology annotation, molecular function: peptidyl-prolyl cis-trans isomerase activity; protein binding; GTPase activator activity. Gene Ontology annotation, cellular component: nuclear pore; cytoplasm. The record is from RefSeq and is a predicted model, not a curated record. Lineage: Eukaryota; Metazoa; Chordata; Actinopteri; Spariformes; Sparidae. Gene Ontology annotation, biological process: protein peptidyl-prolyl isomerization; NLS-bearing protein import into nucleus. The coding region runs from base 154 to 9333 and encodes 3059 amino acids. The transcript has 30 exons.
CAUUUGACGGCCAUGAGACUGCGCAGUGGCAUCAUGGGGAGUUAACGUUGAGGAGUGACAGUCAAACCGUCAGUUUUUAUAUAUAUAUUGUGAUUUCCUGAUAUUCAGCUGCGCCAUAGUCAGUCGUUUUAGAAGUAUUUGUUUUCGAGAGCCAUGCGACGGAGUAAGGCUGAAGUGGACCGUUACGUUUCCUCAGUACAGACUUCCUCUCCCUCACUCAAAGAGAAGCCAGUCAAAGGGUUUUUAUUCGCUAAAUUGUACUUUGAAGCGAAAGAAUAUGAACUUGCAAAGAGACAUGUAUCAGAGUAUCUCAAAGUCCAGGAGAGGGAUCCCAAAGCACACAAAUUCCUUGGCCAGCUCUUUGAGAGAGAGGGAGACAUCAACAAGGCAGUAGGAUGUUACAAGCGGUCAGUGGACUUGAACCCAGCCCAGAGGGACCUGGUGCUGAAGGUGGCUGAGCUGCUGGUCAGUAAAGAGGAAUGUGACAGCAGAGCCGAGUUUUGGGUGGACAAAGCUGCCAAGCUGCUGCCAGGAAACCCUGCAGUCUUCAAUCUGAAAGAAUGUUUGUUGAGUCGUCAGGGUCAGCAGGGAUGGAACCGGUUGUUCGACCUCCUCCAGGCUGAGCUGGCAGCGAGGCCAGCUGACGCUCAUGUGAACAUGAAGUUGGUUCAGCUGUUCUGUCAGGACGGACGGCUGGAUGAAGCCGUUAAGCACUGCCUGGCUGUUGAGAAGAGAGGCCUGCUGAGCCGCAGUCUGGACUGGUACAAAGUGGUGCUGCGCACACUGCAGGAGUAUCUAGCUCAGCCCAGCGUCUCCAGUAAUGAGAAGCAGUGUCGACUUCUGCAGAGGGAGCUGCUAUUGGCCCACUGCAGCCUGCUGAGAAUCACACUGUCUGACAGCAGCGUGCAGCCCAGCCUGGAUGCCCUUAGGGGUUUUGAUGAAGCUAUGCAGUUGCUGAGCGGCGUUGCUGGCCGCCACACAGAUGAUCUUUGUGAGAUGUUUGUAGAGAUGAGAGGUCAUCUUUAUCUACAUGCUGCCACACUGCUGUUGAAGCUGGCUCAGGAUCGCCAACAGACGUGGAGGGCCGUCAUUGACCUGGCUGCACUGUGCUACCUGCUGGCAUACCAGGUCCCCAGACCAAAGGCUAAAGUGACCAAAAGAGACCAGGCAGCCCCACAGCUUCUGGAGCAACUGGCCAACGACAGACAGAGUCAGGCCGGCCACAUGUUGCUGAACCUGAGCACUGAUUCAUCCACCUUGAUCAGAGAGGUGGUGGAGGCGUUUGGGAACCGUAGCGGUCAAGACUCUCUGUUUGAGCUCCUGUUUGGACCACAGGCCUCCACUGGAUCGUCCUUUAUUGCCAAUGAUGACAUCCAUUCCAUUAACACCUCAGCUCCAGAACUCUCUCAACUGGCCAAAUGGGACGCAGGCUCCAUCCUGCUGCACGGUGGUGACCUGCAACAUCUGAGCUGGCUGGGCCUACAGUGGACCCUCCGGGCUCAGCGAGCGGCCCUGCGGGACUGGCUGCAGCAGCUUUUCCCUAGGCUUACUCUGGAAACUUCCAAACUGGACACAAAUGCACCAGAGUCCAUCUGCCUGCUGGACCUGGAGGUGUUUUUACAAGGUGUGGUAUUCUGUAGCCACUGCCAACUCCAGGAGACGGCGAAGAUUAGCAGUGGAGUGAACCAGAAGCAACAGCAGCUCUAUGAGCCUCUCUGCCUCCCGCUUCCUCUCCUUCGCCUCUUGACAACCGUCAGACAGAGGGAGUGGUGGGAUGCCAUCUACAGCCUCAUUCACAAACAGGCAGCACCUGGUAUGUCAGCCAAGCUACGGAUGAUUGUGCAGCAUGGACUCAACACUCUGAGGGCUGGAGAGAAAAAUGGGCUCCAACCAGCUUUGGCCAUCCACUGGGCUCAGUGUCUCAGCCAGACGGGAGAUGGAGUGAACUCUUACUACGACCAGAAGGAGUACAUCGGCCGCAGUGUCCACUACUGGAAAGUUGUACUUCCACUAUUGGAAAGGAUCAAAAACAGACGCAGUAUACCAGAACCGCUUGACCCCCUCUUCAUACACUUCCCCUCCAAAGACAUUCAGAUUUCUUCUGUUAGGGGCUAUGAAGAAGAAGCUAAGAUAGCAUAUGCAGCUCUCCUCAACAUAGAAGGCAAGACGGAGGAGGCCAUCGCUACCUUGGAAACUAUCAACAACAUGUCAUCCAUUUGGCAUUUGGCAAAGAUCUACCAGCGGUUAUCUGAGGAGGCGACCAACGGGGUUGAGGAGACCCAAGACAGAUGCAUCACUUUUCUCAGAAAGUUCAGGACAUAUUUGUCAAAGAUCUAUAGCGCUAACGCCGAUGACAUUGACAAACUGCCUGUUUCCAUGGAGGAUAUUGUGGAUCUCUUGAACGAUGUGAACCAGCAGCUGGGAGAGAGUGGGGAGGCCAUGGAUGAAGAAGAGAAGGAGGAGGAAGUUCGGCUAGGACCCACUCACUCCAGCCCUGCUCAUCCCACAGAAACAUCUGCCAACAUAUCCCACAUUAAGUUCUCCACUCCAUCUCCAAACAAAAGCAUCUCUCCUUCAAAAAGACACUUGAUGUCUUCCAAGACGCCACCUCAUUGGGUGGAGGACCAGAAAAGUCUCCUACAGAUGUUGUGUCAGCAAGUUGAAGCUCUCAAGAAUGAGGUCCAUGAUCUGAGACACAACUCUUCAGGAAACGCAGGCUCACCUCAUCACAAGAUGUAUGGGGAGAGCUAUGGGGCCGAGGGCCUGCAGGAGCCUUUUACGCCGGUCCAGUCCUACCAUGGGGCCCCGCUAACAGUUGCCACCACAGGCCCGUCUGUGUACUAUAACCAGUCUCCAGCUUAUAACUCUCAGUAUCUCCUGCGCACGGCAGCAAAUGUAACCCCCACCAAGGGCCCAAUGUAUGGUAUGAACCGUAUGCCACCUCAGCCACAUAUGUACGCCUACCAGCCGCCCACUCAUACUCCUCCAUUGCAGACAGCCCCGCCCUGCAUUUACCCACCCCAAGAACCAGUCUUCGGUGCCCCUCUUCGAUUUGAGUCACCAGCCACGAGCCUUCUUUCCCCAUAUAGUGAGGAAUAUUAUGGCCAGGGUGUAACCCAACAAACAACAAACCCUCCCCUGCCUGAACCUGGCUACUUCACCAAGCCGUCUGUAGUCCCUGUUCAGCCUCCAAAGGGCAUUGAGGGGAAGCCUAUGGACUUUGGGAAGCUCUCUUUCAGCCAGCAGGCCCCUGCUGAAGUCCCAAAAGUGCCUAGUUUUGGAGCGCCAGCAGUCGCCCAGUCAACACCCUCAGCUGCUUUUAAAUUCAACUCAAACUUUAAAUCCAACGAUGGAGAUUUUACUUUCCCAGCGUCACAGGCCAAGCACAGUGAAAGUCUGCUUGGUCUUCUUACAUCAGACAUUCCCACUAAAACAGACCCUGUUCUAGAGAAGUCUCCAGCCAAGGAGCAACUUCCCAACCAAGCAGGAAUCUUCACCUUUGGCACUAAAAGUGCCACUCCCUUCUCUUUUGUUGAUUCCACACAGAGCACCGGCACUGGAGGUCUGUUUGGAAAGGUGGAGCAGCCAUUUAAAUUUGGUGAUGUUACAAAGCCAGUGUUUGGGCUUGGCAAGACUGUAGCAGAAGAGGAAAGGGCAGUGGAGAGCGAUAAUGACAGCACUCAUGUUGAGGAAGAUGAGGAUGGUCCACACUUUGAACCCAUUGUACCUCUACCUGAUAAAGUAGAUGUGAGAACAGGUGAGGAGGAGGAAGAGGAAAUCUUUUGCAACAGGGCAAAGCUGUAUAGAUUCGACACAGAGACAAAAGAAUGGAAGGAGCGGGGAAUUGGAAAUGUUAAAAUCCUAAAACACAACACUAAAGGGAAGGUCCGCCUCCUAAUGAGAAGGGAACAGGUCCUUAAGAUCUGUGCAAACCACUACAUCACUGCUGACAUGCUACUGAAACCGAAUGCUGGCUCUGACAAAUCCUGGGUCUGGAAUGCCAUUGAUUAUGCGGAUGAAGAGCCUAAGCCUGAACAGCUGGCCAUCCGCUUCAAAACAGUUGAUGAGGCAUCACUUUUCAAAGCCAAGUUUGAGGAAGCCCAGAAAAUUGUGCUCAAAUCACCAGAAAGGCAUGAUCAACCAGAGGAGAAAGAGGAUUCCCCAAAUGUUUCUGAAUCACUCGCAGCCCAGUUCGCUCCCAAAGAAGGAGAAUGGGACUGUGCUGUUUGCUGUGUAAGAAAUAAACCCACAGAUGUGCGAUGUGCUGCUUGUCAAACUGCAAAUCCCAAUGCCUCAUCCAAGCCUGACAUUCAGCCUGUUGUUGAAACCAAAGCAAGUCCCUUUACUUUCAAAUUUGGCAUUGAUUCAUCCAAACCAAGUAGCUCUGGUUCUCCAUUUACUGGAUUUGGUGCUUUUGGAGCUUCAAUACCCUCCUCAUUCACAUUUGGCACCUCAAAACCAGCUGACCCUGUAACCAGUGCGUUUGGUGGUGGCUUUGGGUCUCAGUUUGGCAAGAAGCCAGGGCAGUGGGACUGUGAGACAUGUUCUACAAGAAAUGAGGCCAGUGCUGACAGUUGUGUUUCUUGUAAUGCUCUCAAAGCCUCUCCUAAAACGACUGCAGUGUCACCAAAUGUCGCUGUAGUGCAGCCCUCAAUAUCUGCUGUUGGCUCAGGGUUUGGCACCCAGUUUAUGAAGCAGCCCGGGCAGUGGGACUGUGAUGUAUGUGAAGUAAGAAAUGAGGCCUCUUCCAACAGAUGUGUCGCCUGUCAAACCCCCAACCCUGCUGCUAAAUCAACAGAGGGGGCUGCAGUAGCAUCAAAUCUGCCAGCAGUGUCAGAUUUUGGGGCUGAUUUUGUAAAAAAGGACGGGAUGUGGGACUGCAACAACUGCCUGGUCAGAAAUGAUGCAUCAGCUGUUGAAUGCAUUUCCUGCCAUACCCCACAUGAACCUUCCUCUUUAGAAGCCAUGUUUGGCAAGAAGGAUGGAGAAUGGGAUUGUGACGCUUGUCUGGUGAGAAAUAAUGGCUCUGCCAGUAAGUGUGUGGCCUGUAUGACACCAAAUCCGAAUGCUAAAAGCACUGCCAGUGCUGCUCCUUCAGCCUCCACCUUCAGUUUUACCUUUGGCACCAAGAGUUCAUCAAGCCAGCCUGCUGCAACUGGAUUUAAAAUGCCUUUUGACACUGGGAAAACCUUUCAGUUUGGUCAAAGCAAAGAUACAAGCUCUGCUUCUUCUUUUAAGUUUGAAGCACCUCCAUCUGGAUCAAGUACCACAAGUUCUUCUGCCUUCUCUUUCUCAAUGCCCACUCAAGCUGGUGGCUUCAAGUUUGGCUUUCAGGAACCCGCAAAAGAGACUUCCUCAACUGAUAAUGAACCUCCAUCAGGGUCAGCCUCCAGUUUUCUGAAAAGUAUAGCUGACAAACACAAGGAGAGUGAAAUUGUCUCUCUACCCUCAGUUGAACAAGCCCAGGAAGAUCAAAAUCCAUUAAUUGCUGGUAAAGGCAGUGAAUUCAGCUUUGCAGACUUGGCAAAAUCCACUGGGGGAGAUUUCCAGUUUGGCCAGAAAGAUCCCAAUUUCCAAGGUUUCUCUAGGGCUGGUGAACAGCUGUUCACAUCAUUACAGGCAACCCCCACAAAGACCGAUGCCUCAAAUGAGAUAGAGGACGAUGGCAUGUAUAAAACGGAAGAAAAUGAUGACAUCCAGUUUGAACCAGUGGUCCAGAUGCCUGAUAAGGUGGACCUGGUGACGGGGGAGGAGGAUGAACAAGUUCUUUAUUCUCAGCGUGUGAAACUGUUCAGAUUCGACUCCUGCAGCAGUCAGUGGAAAGAGCGUGGCGUAGGAGUCCUUAAAUUUCUGAAGAAUAACUGUAAUGGCAGGCUGAGGGUGCUGAUGAGACGAGAGCAAGUUCUAAAGGUGUGUGCCAACCACUGGAUCACCACCACCAUGAAUCUGAAGCCCCUGGCAGGCUCGGACAAAGCAUGGAUUUGGAUGGCCAAUGACUUUUCCGAUGGAGAUGCUAAACUUGAACAGCUGGCUGCAAAGUUCAAAACUGCAGAGCUCGCUGAGGAGUUUAAGGAGAAGUUUGAAGAGUGUCAAAGACUUCUCCUGGACAUCCCCCUACAAACCCCCCACAAGCUUGUUGACACAGGAAGAACAGCACACCUCAUUCAGAAAGCAGAGGAAAUGAAGUCUGGUUUGAAAGACCUUAAAUUCUUUUUAACAGAUGAGAAAACAAAGAUCAAAGAUGACGACAACCAGGGAGACAUCACGGCAUCCAGCAAUGUUUCAGGCCUUGCAGUCAAGCCUCUUGGUGAAACAACUGGCCCCACCUUGGAGUGGGAUAACUACGACCUCAGAGAAGAGGCUUUAGAUGAUACCGCUGACUCCUCAGUCUAUGCCUCUCCCAUUGCCAGCAGCCCCCUGCGAAAGAACCUUUUCCGUUUUGGAGAGUCCACUGGUGGGUUCAACUUCAGCUUCCAACCUGGCAUCAGUCCCUCCAAGUCUCCUGCUAAGCUGAACCAGAGCAGAGCCUCAGUGGGCACUGAUGACGAGCAGGAUGUAACCCAGGAUGAGGAGAGGGAUGGCCAGUACUUUGAACCUGUCGUGCCAUUGCCUGACCUGGUUGAGAUUUCUACCGGAGAGGAGAAUGAACAGGUGGUCUUCACUCACAGGGCCAAGCUGUACCGCUAUGAUAAGGAACUGGGCCAGUGGAAGGAAAGGGGUAUUGGAGACCUCAAGCUUUUGCAGAAUUACGACACCAAACGAGUGAGGUUGAUAAUGAGGAGAGACCAGGUGCUUAAGAUCUGUGCCAACCACUGGAUCUCAUCAGCCAUGAAGCUGGAGCCUAUGAAGGGUGCAGAGAAGGCCUGGGUCUGGAGCGCCUUGGACUUUGCUGAAGAAGGAGAGGGUAAUAUAGAGCAGCUGGCUGUGAGAUUCAAGCUGCAGGACACUGCAAACACAUUCAAACAGGUCUUUGAGGAGGCCAAGUUUGCACAUGAAAAACAGGAGCUCAUGAAUCCAGUGACAUCCAGGGUCGCUACACCUCAAGACGCCGGAGCAACAGGGUCUGCACAGACAGCUCCAACUGUAUGUGGGAAGGCAGCCAUCGCUGUCCUGGAAGAGACCACAAAGGAACGUACAGAGCUUUCCCCCGAUACUAAACCAUGUGCAGCUGGUUCUCCAGGUCCAGUCAACCCCUCAAAGACGGUGGUGUCUCCCCCUAAGUUUGUCUUUGGCUCUGAUAGCCUCCAGAGGUUUUUUGGCUCUCCUAAAUUUCAAUCUGAAGAGUCUGCAUCCAGUUCAAAAGCCAAAGAUUCUGGACUUCCUGCCAAGGCUUCACCUGCAGCACCAGCCUUCAAAAUUCCAGAGAAAGGGCUGGAUUUUAGGCUUUUCAAAGAUAACCCAAUGGCUUUUUGGACCAGCACAUCAACCACCCAAUUUGAACCCCCAGGGCCCCCUCAGGCAGGAGGAGGCAGUGCAGGGUCAGACGAGGACUCUGAGGUGGAGGUUGUGUAUGUCAGGGAACCCACUGCAGAACAGGCAGCUUUAGCCAGGAAACUCCUGCUGCCUCUCACCUUCUUCUGCUACCAGAAUGAACCAGGCUACACCAGCGAUGACCAAACUGACGACGAGGACUUUGAGUCGGCAGUAAGAGCCUUGAAUGGAAAGCUCUACGCGGAUCCUCCUGAGAGAAAAGCUGCAGCCUGUGGUGAAGAGCCAGACUGCCAGGUGGUGUGGGAAAAGAAGCCGACACCAGAGGAGGAGGAGAAGGCUAAAAGCCUCCAGCUUCCACCCACCUUCUUCUGCGGCCUGAGCACCACAGACAGCGACACAGACCACGACAAACCCGAAGACUUUGAGACGGAAGUCCGCAAGGCACAGCGAGACCUGGAUGCUGAGUUAAACCAAGCUGAAGAGGCCUCUAGCAGCCAUCCUGUAGCCCUUGAGAAGCCAUCGUCGACUCCAUCAUCCAGCAGCGUAGAAGCUGCAGACGUACCACCUGCAGCCGAGGAGCAGACCUCAGACCAGCCAACAGAGACUCAGACUGAGGCUCAGAGCAUCAGCUCUCCCAUUGACCUGUCCACUAAGAAGACCCCAGAGCCAGACUCCACCACUUGGACUGCAGCUGUAGCUCCUACAGCUACAACCACUGGUCAAGACUCCUCCGGCUUUGGCUUCAACACAUUGGGAGGCUUCUCUUUUGCUGACUUGGCCAAAAACACAGAUGGAUUUGCAUUUGGAACAAAUGACUCUAACUUCUCGUGGGCCAAUGCUGGAGCGACAGUAUUCGGGACGCCGGCGCCAGCUCCAAAAAACAAUGGCGAUGAGGACGGCAUUGAUGAAGAGGACGCCGCAAACAAUGUGGACAUUCACUUUGAGCCAAUAGUGUCACUACCAGAGGUGGAAACAAAGUCCGGAGAGGAGGAUGAAGAAAUCCUGUUCAAGGAGCGUGCCAAGCUGUACCGAUGGGACCGUGACCUGAGCCAGUGGAAGGAGCGAGGCAUCGGCGACAUCAAGAUCAUGUUCCACCCAACCAAACAUUUCUACCGAAUCCUGAUGAGAAGAGAGCAGGUGCUGAGAGUCUGUGCCAAUCACACGAUCUCACAGGCGAUGGAACUCAAACCCAUGGAUGUGUCGCCUAAUGCGCUGAUCUGGACGGCCACCGACUACUCAGAUGGCGAAGGUGUAGUGGAGCAACUGGCGGCCAAAUUCAAAACGGCUGAGAUCACUGAAGCCUUCAAGAAGACGUUCUGUGGGUGUCAGAGUCGCAUGGGCAAAAGUGAUGGCGAUUCAUCGCUUGCAUCCUCGCCACAAAUGUCAAGAGUUCAAGAGCACUCCAGAGACACUAACCCCCGGGUGUUCCUAAAAGUGACAGCCGACGGGGAAACGCUGGGCACCAUCACCAUCGAGCUUUUCUCCCAUAUCGUCCCCAAGACCGCGGAAAACUUCAGGGCUCUCUGUACCGGCGAGAAAGGCUUCGGACUGCAGAACUCCAUCUUCCACAGGGUCAUACCAUCAUUCAUGUGCCAGGGCGGUGACAUCACCAACAGUGACGGCACAGGAGGCAAGUCGAUCUACGGCAACAAGUUUGAGGAUGAGAACUUUGAUGUUCGGCACACGGGACCGGGCAUCCUGUCAAUGGCCAACCGCGGGCGCGACACCAACAACUCGCAGUUCUUUAUCACCCUGAAGAAAGCCGAACACCUGGACUUCAAACACGUGGCUUUCGGCUGGGUUCAGGAUGGCAUGGAUGUGGUUUUACGGAUGGGAGAGCUGGGCACAAAGGCAGGCCCGCCUACGAAGAAGCUCGUCAUCACAGACUGUGGACAGCUCUAGCUUUUUAAAUGUUAAGAUCAAGAUCCACAGUUUAGUUUAGGCUGUAAAGUGUAAUGACUUUGGGUAAUGCGUUCCCUGUGCAGUGUAAACCCUGAAUCCAUAGUCACAUAAGGCAUCUGAGAGUCACACUCUGAUCACAGGACUAUUGAUCAAUACCACUCCUCAUAGAAAACCUGGCUUCAGUAAUCCGGGAUUAGAAGUUAUUUUGCUGUUUUUACAACACAGUCACAACUGGGAAGCGUGGUGUAGAAUGUGGGAGGAGGCACACGUGGUUGCACUUGGAUCUUUAUCCUCAUCUGUCAAUAAAUUCUCCUAAUUUGUUUAUUUUGUGUGUAUAAUUGUACAUGAACUACUUUUUUAAUGUCAAUGUUCAAUGUUUGUUCUUUUGUUCUUGCAUGUGUUCAGUUUGAAUGUGCUGUCCCUCUUCAUAAGCUCCACUCGGGUAUUUUUCCGCCUUUUUUGAUUUUUUGUUUUUGUCUUUUUUUUUUUUUUUUUUUGAAGAAGUCUUAACUAUAAUUGAAAGAUUAUUAAUUGAACCGCACCUAUUGGUUUAUAACUGCGCCUCUGCCUUUCCUCCAAAAGCCGCCUCUGUACUUUUCACUGCAGGACUCCUCUAGUGAUUUUUCUUUGUGUUAAUGGAUUUCACAAUGUGCAGAUAAUUGGCUUUCCUACUCAAACACAUAAGAAUUGAGUCAUCUCACCGUGGACGGAGGGUGGCUCGAUGAUGACGACACACCUGGUUUGGAUUUUGCAAAACGUCCGAUUAUAGCUUGAGAUUAUCACCGAGUUGAAAUGGUGCUUAUUGUACCAAAAUUAAAUGCUGAUGAAAGAGAAAUAAAGUUGCUUUACAAGUAA